Tribolium castaneum (red flour beetle) is the source of this 971-nucleotide messenger RNA. It is a transcript of the gene cyp33, whose product is annotated as cyclophilin-33. Gene Ontology annotation, biological process: protein folding; protein peptidyl-prolyl isomerization. Gene Ontology annotation, molecular function: RNA binding; peptidyl-prolyl cis-trans isomerase activity. The record is from RefSeq and is a predicted model, not a curated record. Gene Ontology annotation, cellular component: intracellular membrane-bounded organelle. Lineage: Eukaryota; Metazoa; Arthropoda; Insecta; Coleoptera; Tenebrionidae. The transcript is spliced from 4 exons. The coding region runs from base 1 to 909 and encodes 302 amino acids.
AUGAGCACCGGUUCCAAACGCACUAUUUACGUCGGGGGGCUCGCCGAAGAAGUCGACGAUAAAGUCCUGAACGCGGCUUUUAUCCCCUUUGGUGACAUUGUCGACAUUCAGAUCCCUCUGGACUAUGAGACGGAAAAGCACAGGGGGUUCGCUUUCAUCGAGUUUGAGAGUGCGGAAGACGCGGCUGCAGCAAUCGACAAUAUGAAUGAUUCUGAGCUUUUUGGUAGAACCAUCAGAGUCAAUUUAGCCAAACCACAGCGAAUUAAAGAGGGUUCGACACGGCCUGUUUGGUCUGAAGACACCUGGCUUCAGCAGCACGCAGGCGAGACAAUCGGCAAGACUAUUAAUGAUCCUGAUGAUGGAACUAAAGAGGCAACAGAUAACGAUGCUGACAAAAGUGACAGCAAAAAAGUCAAAAACCCUCAAGUUUACUUCGACAUUAAGAUUGGCAAGACUGAAGUCGGUAGAAUAACAAUGCUGUUGAGGGCUGAUGUGGUCCCCAGAACUGCAGAAAAUUUUAGGUGUUUAUGCACCCAUGAAAAGGGUUACGGUUUUCAGGGCUCCACUUUCCAUAGAAUAAUUCCAGACUUUAUGUGUCAAGGUGGCGAUUUUACCAACCACAAUGGUACAGGAGGAAAAUCAAUUUAUGGUCGGAAAUUUGUUGAUGAAAAUUUUGAAUUGAAACACGUGGGUCCAGGGACUUUAUCAAUGGCCAAUUCGGGACCAAAUACCAAUGGGUCGCAAUUUUUUAUUUGCACGGCAAAAACGGAUUGGUUGGAUGGAAAACACGUGGUUUUUGGGCAUGUUAUAAGUGGGAUGGACGUUGUGAGAAGGAUGGAAAGGUGUGGGACCAAGAGUGGGACGCCCACGGAGAAAGUAGUAAUAGCAGCGUGUGGAGAAAUACAAUAAAAAAUAUUUAAGAAUUUUUGAUUUUAUGUAAUGAAAAUAAUAAAGAACUUACUAAACGUAAA